Molecule: messenger RNA, 1656 nt
Organism: Cynara cardunculus var. scolymus (artichoke)
Lineage: Eukaryota; Viridiplantae; Streptophyta; Magnoliopsida; Asterales; Asteraceae
Product: crocetin glucosyltransferase, chloroplastic-like
Exons: 1
Coding region: 182-1531 (449 amino acids)
Molecular function (GO): UDP-glycosyltransferase activity
Source: RefSeq, a predicted model, not a curated record
UACGUCUUUAGAAAGAGAUGAUGAAACUUGGCAAAGACUUGCUCCUUCGUCAAGUUGAUGAAGACAUUUGUCAGCCAAACCACACAUUAAGAAUCUCAAGACAUCUUCCAUGUGGAUGUUACUUGUUUCCCUGUGAUUCUGUGCACUUCCUUCCUCCAAUUCAACACCGCCCUUCGCCGCCAUGACUAGCCACCGGAAAAUCCUGAUUGUCUCUUACUCGGGCCAAGGCCACGUCAUCCCAUCCCUCCGAUUCGCCAAACGCCUCCUCAACAUGGGUGUCGAUGUCACCUAUUCCACUAGCCUAUCCGUCGUACGACGCCUGGAAAAGGAGACCACCCCUCACGGCCUGACCUUCGCUCCUUUCUCCGACGGCCACGACAGCGGAAAACAACCUAAUACCACCCUGCAACAAUUCGUCGCCGAUUUUGCUACAAAUGGUGCUUCCGCCGUAGCAGAAAUCAUCAGUUCUGCCACUGCUGCCGGCCAGCCGUUUGACCACUUGGUCUACACCACCGUCAUCCCAUGGGCGGCGCGGGUGGCAAAUGCCCACGGCAUCAAACCCACUGUUCUCUGGUGCCAAUCAACCACUAUUAUGGAUAUUUACUAUUACUAUUUCAAUGACUAUCAAAGUCUGAUAUCCAGUAACAACAGUGAUCCAACAUUUCCGAUAAACUUACCAGGACUCCCACCACUAACCAUCGCUGAUUUGCCGUCGUUUUUAUUGCAGUCAUGCCCUAAAGAACAUGCUUUUCUCGUACCAGUUAUGAAAGAACAUGUUGAUGUACUCAAACUAUCUUCAAGAAUACUUGUGAACAGUUUUGGUGAACUAGAAUUCGAAUCCAUCAGAGCAAUUGAGAAACUUGAGUACCUUCCAAUUGGACCCUUGGUCCCGUCGGAAGUUGUGGAGUCUAUGAAUAAAACCUCCGGGAAAGAUUUCUUCGAAAAGUCGGAGGAUGGUUAUAUCCAUUGGUUAAACACAAAACCAACAUCGUCAGUUGUGUAUGUUUCGUUUGGAACCAUAGCGACUUUUUCGAUGGAUCAAAUGGAGGAGAUUGCUAUUAGGUUGGUGGAGAGUCGACGGCCAUUUCUGUGGGCAAUCGGAGACAGUGGUAUUGCAGAAAGAUUGAGCAAGAUUGAGGAACUGAAAAAACAGGGGAUGAUAGUGGAUUGGUGUUCUCAGGCUGAGGUGCUGAGCCACCAAGCGAUCGGGUGUUUCCUGACGCAUUGUGGGUGGAAUUCAACGGUGGAGGCGUUGGUUUCUGGUAUUCCGAUGGCGGUGUUUCCACAAUGGUCGGAUCAGGAGACGAACGGGAAGAUGGUUGAAGAUGUUUGGAGAACAGGGAUUAGGGUGAGGAGGAGGGAAGGAGAUGGAAUUCUGGAAGGGAUGGAGAUCCAGAGGUGUGUGGAAAUAGUAAUGGGAGAUGAGGAAAUGAAGAAAAACGCAGAGAAAUGGAGGAAUUUGGCAAGAGAAGCUCUCAACAAUGGCGGAUCGUCCACCAUCAACCUCCAAGCUUUCUUGGAUGACAUGUGAAAUAAGAGUGGAACAAUAUGGGUAGGGCAGGCUCCAAAAGGAUGUCGCUUUGUUUAGUAAUUGAUACGUACAAAUGUAAUAUAUGUAUACUUUGAAUAUAUAUGGACUAAAGAUCCAAUAAUGCA